Molecule: messenger RNA, 1970 nt
Organism: Thunnus maccoyii (southern bluefin tuna)
Lineage: Eukaryota; Metazoa; Chordata; Actinopteri; Scombriformes; Scombridae
Product: mitochondrial uncoupling protein 2-like
Exons: 6
Coding region: 559-1494 (311 amino acids)
Biological process (GO): mitochondrial transport; mitochondrial transmembrane transport; adaptive thermogenesis
Cellular component (GO): mitochondrial membrane
Molecular function (GO): oxidative phosphorylation uncoupler activity
Source: RefSeq, a predicted model, not a curated record
AAUUAAAUGUGGGCUGUGCAUGUGCAUCAGUACAGCAGAUGAAUCAUGUUCUAAAAAUAAUUGCUGCAGGCUAUUAGACUUUUGACACUCGUAGGUGCGGAGCAACGUAUUUGCAUCCGGUGUGUCAGGUUUUCACGAAGGGCGGUGCAACAGCUGCUUUGUUUAAAAGAGUGAGCAGAAGAGGCUGGAUUCAGGAGAGUACUGUACAGUUACAGUCAGCUCUUUGUGCUGCCGUGCAGUUAUUGAGGAUACUGAUUUUUUUUUUUAAUUCAUAUUUUACACUGGAAUGGUAGUUUGGAGCUUUUUUAUGGCUGAUGGCACAACUAAAAGACUCGGCUUUCAAAAGGCAAACUUUUCUUUACCUGAAACUUGAUGUUGUCGUCUGGACUUGAUCCCAGAGAAGGACGUCAUUAGAGGACAUCUGAUUCUGCUACACAAAUAUGUGUAAUCCUUUAGUGCGGACACGGGACAGAAGCUGCUUUGUGUCUUUUUAAUUUAUGGUGCUGCACCACGCAGGGUUUGUUUACACUGUUGAUCCUCUGAGCUCAAUCAUUGAUCAUGGUUGUUGGAAGAACUGCUGAUUUGGCCCCCACGGCUGCUGUCAAGAUCUUUUCAGCUGGAACAGCUGGCUGUGUGGCCGACCUGGUCACUUUCCCCCUGGACACAGCCAAAGUCAGGCUGCAGAUUCAAGGUGAAUCCAGGCCCUCAUUGGAAGGCCAGAGGGCGAAAUACAGAGGUGUGUUUGGCACCAUGUUCACCAUGGUGAAGACUGAGGGGCCGAGGAGUCUGUACAGUGGACUGGUGGCAGGUCUGCAGAGACAGAUGAGCUUCGCCUCAGUCCGCAUCGGCCUUUAUGACACCAUGAAGCAGAUCUACAGCAGGGGGUCAGAAAAUGCUGGGAUCGGGACUCGGCUGCUGGCCGGCUGCACUACUGGGGCGAUGGCGGUGGCCUUCGCUCAGCCCACAGAUGUGGUGAAAGUCAGGUUCCAGGCUCAGGGCCGGCUACCCGAGAGCAGCUCUGUGAAGAGAUACAGCAGCACUAUUGAUGCCUACAAGACCAUUGCCAGGGAUGAAGGGGUUAAAGGGCUCUGGAAAGGUUGUCUGCCAAAUAUAACUCGCAAUGCCAUUGUAAACUGCUCCGAGCUGGUGACAUAUGACAUCAUCAAGGAGCUCAUCCUGAAGUACAACCUGAUGACAGACAACAUGCCGUGUCACUUCACAGCAGCUUUCGCAGCAGGUUUCUGCACCACUAUUGUAGCGUCCCCGGUGGAUGUGGUAAAAACACGCUUCAUGAACUCGGUGCCUGGCCAGUACAGCGGUGCUAUUAACUGUGCCUUAACCAUGCUGAUGAAAGAGGGACCCUCAGGUUUCUAUAAGGGCUUCGUGCCCUCGUUUCUUCGUCUGGGCGCCUGGAACAUAGUGAUGUUUGUGAGCUUCGAGCAGAUUAAGAGAGCCGUGAUAAAAUUUCAGCAAACCUGGGAUUCUCCGCUCUGACCUGUCUGACAGCUGGAUGGUUUGGCAAAGCCAAGAUGGUUUAAAUCGCAUCAGUAGCAGCAGCACACAGUCAUCCUGAAGAGAGACAGUCUGGUUAUGACUGCUGCUGGUCUGGACCUGCUCCUCCUCAGGCAUAAAACUGCACGUGCAUCUUAUUAAAGAGGCCACACUGCAAACAGACACUGCAGGGAUGAUUCAUGUUUGAGGUUUGAUGACUGGUUUACAUAAUUGAAGUUCAUGUUGUCUAUUGUUCUCUCAUUUAUAGAGUGCAGUCUGGUGUAGAUGGGGAUGUCAUUGACAGUGUUGUGUAAGCACAGUAACUUACUGGCUUUCUAGAUUGUCUCGGUAGGGUUUUUGUAUUUAAUAUCCAGUUUCAGGUGACAGUUUCCUGUUUGUGAACGUGUUACACAAGAUGAGGGCUGCAAUUAAUGAUAAUCUGCUGAUUAUUUUUUAACAAUUAUCAAGUCAUUUGGUCU